Seriola dumerili (greater amberjack) is the source of this 1437-nucleotide messenger RNA. RefSeq names its product protein RIC-3-like (gene ric3a). The coding region runs from base 1 to 1437 and encodes 478 amino acids. The transcript is spliced from 6 exons. Lineage: Eukaryota; Metazoa; Chordata; Actinopteri; Carangiformes; Carangidae. The record is from RefSeq and is a predicted model, not a curated record. Gene Ontology annotation, biological process: synaptic transmission, cholinergic; protein localization to cell surface. Gene Ontology annotation, cellular component: intracellular membrane-bounded organelle; neuronal cell body; neuron projection.
AUGUCUAUAACAACUUGCCAGAAGGUUACUCUUAUAUCAUGCUCUGUUCUCUGUGUUUCUCUUUUCUUGCCCAGAAUGCUUUUACCCAGAGGAAAAAAGGAGAUGGAGCAGCCUGAGGUUGGACCCGGGUUCUACCCCUCUGUGAUGCAUCAGCUGUCAGUGCCAGAGGACUCAGAACGGUGGGGCGUGGACCCUUCAUACACCAUGACACACAGUGCAGAGGCCAUGGCCAAAGUAAAAGUCAUCGGGCGAGGCAAGAAAUACAACCUGAUGGCUCAAGUGAUACCCAUAUAUGGCUUCGGGAUCCUUCUUUACAUCCUCUAUAUCAUCUACAAGCUGACAUGUAAGGGGAAGACUACUAAAUCAGGAAACUACACUCCGGUAACCAUGGCUAAUAUGGAGGAUGAGAUUACAACAGAUAAUGAGCUUGCCAGGCUUCAGGAGAGACUAGUGCAGACAGAAAGGAUGAUGGAGAGGAUUGUCUCAGCAAAAGGCCGUGGUUCUGGGAGAAGGAGGAAGAGUAAAACGUCGACAUCAAAGAAGGAGGAAAAAUUACUCAGGCAACUUCGACAGAUCACACAAUUGAUGCAAGAGGGCCGGCUGGAGGCAGCCUCCCCAGAGAUGGAGGCCGAGGAGGUCCCCUAUGGUGCAGACUGGGAAGGCUACCCAGAAGAGACCUACCCAGAAUAUGAUGUUCCCUAUGACAGCCGAGGAUUUGACACCAUUAUGCUGGAGGAACACAGCAGCCAGCCCACUGCUGAGGCCCUGGCAGAGAGGAUGUUGCAAGAGGAGGAAGAGAUCAUGGCAAGAAAGCUGUCUGUAGUGCAAGAGGAAGAUGAGGAUGAAGAGGAAGAGGAAGAGGAGGAGGAUGGAGAGGAAGAGGAGGAGGAAGAUGAGGACGAAGAGGAAGAAGUGGUGGAAGCAGGGCAAGACAUAGAAGUGAUGGAGGAGGAGGAGGAGGAGGAAGAAGAAGAGGAAGCAGAGAAAAAGCAGUUGCUCAGUCCUCGUUUUUCCCGGCUUGCGGCAGAGAGGGAGCAGGAGAGACUUGGACUGGAGGUGAGCAAAGAGCUACAGUGUCAGAAUGGAGGGAAGAAGCAAAUAAGCUUCAGUGACCGCAAAGAUGUGUUCCACUACCCAAAAGAGGAAACUUACGAGGAGGAGGAGGGAGAGGAGAGGGAAGACGAGGUGGAGGAAGAGGACGAGGGGACAGAGGUAGAGGAAGAGGAGGAAGCUGAUGAAGAUGACCCAGUGAUGGAGGCAGAGAGCCUGCUGUUCAGCUGCGAAGGUGGCUCAAACCCGGAGGAAGAAGCAGAGGAGGAUAAGGGAGAAUAUUUGUUAAUGUCAGCGAUGGUGGAGGAUGACGGUCGUCUGAACGCUGACAUGCCUAAAGAAGUCGGGGUGAGUGGGCUGAGGAUGCGGAACAGAAGGGAGACUUAA